CCAUACCACAACUUUAUCAGCUGGCAGGAUAUGAGGGCUGGACAUUGUGUUGAGAGUUGGAAUAAAUCUCUUGCCCUUAAGAGUUUGAAUGUAGGGUCUAAAUUUCUUCACAUGAUCUCAAGACAAAAGAAAUACUUGGCUGGAAGCGUCAUUAGCUUUUCAACUCAACAUACAUCAAUUAGGCUUCACUGGUUGUUCAAGACGCAUCCAGAUCUUGCUAAAAAGGCAGAUCUUGGUAACUUAGCAUUUGGAACAAUUGACUCCUGGCUUAUCUGGAAACUAACAAAAGGUCAGCUUCAUGUGACAGAUUACUCCAAUGCAAGCGGUACAGGGAUGUUUGAUCCUUUUAUUAUGGAAUGGAGCUCAAUAAUGACAAGUCUUUUGAGUGUACCACUAUCAAUCUUUCCAAAAGUAGUUGAUACCAGCGGUCUCAUUUGUGAGAGUCAUAAGGCUAUCUUUGGUGCUCCAAUACCUGUACGGGCCUUGGUUGCAGACCAACAGGCCGCGGUGUUUGGACAGUGUUGUUUUGACGCAGGGGAUGUAAAUUGUACAAUGGGAACGGGAUCGUUUAUAGAUAUAAAUACAGGCCCGUAUCCGCAUGCGUCUGUGGCAGGACUUUAUCCAAUUGUCGGAUGGAAGAUAGGAGGGGAGACUGUUUAUCUAGCAGAGGGCAAUGCUGCAGGCUGUGGAACAGCCAUGGAAUGGGCCCACAACAUGGGCUUUUACGACGAUGUCUCGCAGACGAGCGACAUGGCUUUUUCUGUAGAAACUUCAGGUGGAGUUUACUUUGUUCCCGCUUUCAAUGGAUUACAAGCUCCAAUCAAUGACAACAAAGCUUGUGUUUCACUGAUGGGAAUAAAAUCCACCACUAACAAAGCUCACAUCAUGAGAGCUAUUUUGGAAUCUAUAGCCUUCAGGUUUACUCAGCUAUAUGAAACUGUGGUGGAAGAGACGCACAUUCCACUAAUGUCUUCAGUCAAAGUUGACGGCGGAAUUUCUAACAACGACUUUGUACUGGAAUUAAUGAGCAGUUUAACUUGCCAGACGAUAGACCGACCCUCUCAGACUGACAUGUCCACUUUAGGGGCAGCCUUCUUGGCUGGUCUCUCAGCUGGAGUUUGGAAAUCACGUGACGAGUUGAAAGCAAUCCGUUGUUCCCAGGCCCUCUUUCAACCGAAAGCUUCCAUCCGGGAUAAAUUCCUGAAGAAUUUUGACGAAUGGAAAGAAGCGCUGCACAGGAGUACGAAUUGGUACAAAUGGGAGUGAUUUUCUCUUGGUACAACAGAGAAUUUCGUUUUGUUUUAUUUCAUCGUAAAUAGCUUAUAGUAUUAAAACUGUUACUAUUUGCGGCUGAGUUACGCGGGUAGCUAUAGUGAAGCAUAUUAGGCUAUAUAAACUAUUUGACCCUUGAACUCUCAAAAGUGAUUAACAUGUUACUUCUCCCCAUAAUAUUCAUACAUUAUUCAGCAAACAGGUAGUGAGAAUACUCAAACUUAUAAAGUAGAAAAGUUGUUAUCUUGAUCUAGCACCAAAUUCUCGUGAC
Molecule: messenger RNA, 1543 nt
Organism: Pocillopora damicornis (cauliflower coral)
Lineage: Eukaryota; Metazoa; Cnidaria; Anthozoa; Scleractinia; Pocilloporidae
Product: glycerol kinase 5
Biological process (GO): triglyceride metabolic process; phosphorylation; glycerol metabolic process
Cellular component (GO): mitochondrion
Molecular function (GO): kinase activity
Source: RefSeq, a predicted model, not a curated record